GUUUCCUGUUGACGGAUGCAUUCUUGAUACUUGACGAGAUGUUGGAAUUUGGCUUGCUGGUGCCCGGGCCGACCGACGCGAGAGACACCACGGACGACUCGGAUGACGACUCCUUGGGCGGCUUGAGUCGUUCCGACGACAGCGAGGCCGAAAGUGAGAAUCCCGAGGGCGAGCACGCUGUGGUACCAUAUCCGCCCCCCGUCUCGCCACGGCCUUCGGACUCUGAUGAGGUUGAGAAGCAUUCCUCCUCCGACUCAGAACCGGAAGAGAAGCACUCCCCUGACUCAGAGAAGAUUGAGAAGAUGUUCCGCGAUGCAGAGGCUGCGGAGAAGCAGGACAUAGAGAAGCACUCCCCCGACUCAGAGGACCUAGAGAAGCACUCCCCCGACUCAGAGGACAUCGAGAAGCACUCCGACGAAGAGCAGGACGUGUGUGGGUCAGAGAAGCAGUCGGAUCAUGCUGACUGGGGCAGGGCCAAGUCGAGUGCCAACUUGGGCGCUCUGUGUCCGCCUGAGAGUUCUGACGAUGAUACCAGUAGCGCGAGCGGGGCCGACGAGCGUGCCUUGGUGGAGGUCAAGAACGAGGACGACGAGAGUGUGGCCGGCAGUGACAGUGGCUCCGAUUCCGACUCCCAGGCCACCUUGGUGUUGGGUGAGUCCCGCAGGAAGAAGCAAAAGAUCAUGCCGGGUGACGUUGAUGCAAGCACGCGGUCACAGAUGGCUUCGCAUGACUUGCAGAGCGAGUUGUUCCACGCAGGGCAUCGUGCAGUGAGUGGCCGGUCGGCCAAGCCAUCGUCGACCGGGAUGAGAACUCUGCAGACCCCUGCGUGCAAGUCAAAAGGCUUGGCUAGCUUGGACGUCCUGACCCCGGAGCCAGUCCCCUCAAUGGCGAAGAAGAAGGUGCCCAAGACGACGAAGCCGUGUGCGGAUGAGAAGACGAAGAAGAAGCGCAAGCUUGCGUCAUUCAAGAGGCACAAUUCUCGAAAGGUGCUCAAGAAAGGGUUGAAGCAACGUGUCAGAUCCAACAUCAAGGCUUUGAAGGCUUUGAAGAAGAAGGAGAAGGCCAGGGCAGCAGAGUGCCCGGCACAUCAUGAGGCAGGGUCCGGUGAUUCGGGUGAGGCUGUGACUUCGGAUGAUACGUAUCAUGGAUACUGUUUGAAGCACCUGCCUCUUGCUACGCGUCCCCAGCUCAGAAAAAACACUGGGAAGCAUAGCUACUCGCUGAAAUCAGCGACGGGCCGUGGCACCAUAGAGGUGCUGUUGCGGCAUCGCGCGUUUAUGGUUAAGAUUGUAGAUGAUGCUGCUCCUGGCCCAAAGGGCCAAGUCAGCUGGAGCAAAAAUGAGCCCGCAGAUGCGUGGCAGAUUGCCAAGGAGAGGGCGGGAUACGUAGAGCCGUAA
Messenger RNA from Symbiodinium sp. CCMP2456, 1397 nucleotides. The record is from the annotation of a GenBank genome assembly. Lineage: Eukaryota; Dinophyceae; Suessiales; Symbiodiniaceae.